AUGUGGUCUUUCUGGACCAUACUUCUUAUUUCCUUAGGCGUUUCGGGAUUACCGGAUGAAUAUAUAAAAAGUAAGAUGCGUCAGAACAGUACUGUAUUUUUACUGUGAAAAUUGUCCUUUUUAGAAGUCCAAAAAGACCCGUUGAACGCUUUUUUAACAAGCCCUUUUGACAAACCAAGAUACACGCUCAACAUUCAUACCAAUGACAGUUUACCACACGACGUGGUUGUUCAUUCAUAUGACAUCUUAUUGGAGCCUUUUUUCAAGUUCCCCGGCUUCAGCUUCAAUAAAGGUAAGAUGCCUGGCAAACUAUGUCUAUAAUGGCUUUAAAUUUAUAUGUCUUCAGACCUUCUCUACACCUUCAAAGGAAGUGCUUCGAUUGUUUUCUCCGUGCUGAAACCGACCUUUCAAAUUGAGUUGGCUUCGGCCGUCAAGAUCUCGGAAUACUCCCUAACCUCCGGACGUCAGCGAAUUAGCCUCUCAAAACUCAAUAUCACCGGUGAAAACCACCUAACUUUACACACGACUCAAAAGUUAUACCCGUUGAAGAAUUACACUCUGCAUUUCCGUUACAGUAAUGAGAUGAGUCAAGCCUCCAGAGGAAGUGUUUAUUAUUACGAAUAUAACGAUAGAGGCAAUGUUGCGACGUAAGAUAACAUAACCGAAAAAGUUUAAAUUUUACUUACAGCUCUUUGGUGGCCAGUAUUUUCGAAACCAUCCAUGCAAGAGAAGCCUUCCCUUGUUUUGACGACCCGUCGCUCAAGGCAACUUUCAAAUUGAGCCUGAUCCAUCCGAAGAAUGCCAAAGUUUACAGUAACGCGGAAAUUGGCGAGCAACAUUACUUUGAGUAGGUGAUUUAGACCUAUUCUUAUCGCAUGCAAAACUGUCCAAAAAACAUUCUACUGCGAUUUCAGUGAGCAACGGAGUCUUACCCGUUUCAAGCCAACUGCAAAGAUGUCCACCUACCUCUUGGCUUUUGCUAUUGGUGAUUUUGUCGAGAGUCAUGCAACUUCCGCCAGCGGAGUAAAGGUAGAGAUACGAAUAAUACUAGUAAAAGGAAUGUAGAUCCGCGCCAUGGCCGUCAAUAAAUACAGAGGUCUCACCAAUGAAGCCGCAGUUAUAGGUGCUCAUUGUGUCGACACGAUGGAAAACUUGGUCAGGGUGAACUAUCCGCUCAGCAAAUUGGGUACGGUUCUUUACUCCUCGUCUCGAAAUGGCGGUAUUUCUUUUUAGAUCACCUCGAUACGGUCGAAUUUUCGGCUGGCGGAAUGGAAAACUUUGGCUUUAUCAUCUACGGAGACAUUGUACCGUCUUCUUUUGGUCAGACGAUCGCGGAAAGCUAUGGGCAGAAGAGUGUGAUCUGUCACGAAACUGCACAUCAAUGGUGAGAAACAGGAUGACGUUGGCAAGGUUGUUGUUAUAGGUUUGGAGAUCUGGUAACUGCCCAGAAAUGGGGAUGGGAGUUUCUCCAUGAAUCUUUUGCUAACUACUUCGAAGCCCAUACUGUGGGACAGCUGGACAAGUAUAGGUAUUUUGUGGUAAGUCGAAUAUCUAUGAGCAUCUUCUGGGUGUAAAAAAAUUGUCAAAAUUGCUACACAGGGUUCUUAUGUCCAAUAACAAGCUUUGUUAUCCUUUUAUUUUUUAGGAGAUAUCCCGUGUCCCGGUCAUGAUGGAAAUGGUGGAACAAUUCUCUGCGGGAAGUCAUCCAGUAGCCGACAAUACUAGCCAUUUUGAUUGUGAGGUGUUAUAAUCCGCUUGCUUACGUUCCUCUUUUAGCUAUCACCUACGACAUAGGUGGAGCAAUUCUGAACAGUAUCCGUAACGUCUUGGGUGACAGAACCUUCUAUAAAGGCUUGAACAUCUACCAAAGAGAGAACGCCUAUGCAAACGCAAACCUCGAUGUCUUAUUACAUAGCUUUGAAAAGGUAAGCCGAUCUGAGGCAGCCAUUUCAUCGCUUAUUUCCAGGCAAUGGACACUAAAUAUCUAUGUGGGAAUCUUACUUUCACAGGCUAUGCUAAAGACUAUUUCCUUCAAAUCGGAGCUCCUAUCGUCAAUGUUGAACUGGAUGACAACAACGUUCAUGUGAUUACACAAACCCCAUUCCGCAAGAAAAACUUGUGGAAUGUCCCAAUCUUUGUCCAAGAUCUCGAUACUGCAAAGGAACGCCUUAUUUGGCUGCUGAAAGAUGGGAGUAUUUGCAGUCCGCUGUCGACCGAAGCAAAUGCUAAAUAUUUCUUCAACAACAACGGAAAAGGCUUUGCCAAGUUCAACAUUAACCAGACAAUACUCGAAGCUGUUUACAAGCACGAGAAGUUUACCGGAUUGACGAAAGAAAACCAUGAAUUUGUGGUGGCAACUGUAACAAACGACUUGGAGAACCCUGAACUGGCGAAUGAACUAAUAUACAAGAUUUUGAAAGCAAACGGAAAAGUCAGCCCAAACUUGCUGCGACAUCUUUGGACACAUAGCAAGGUGAGACACGAUCAUAGCAAGAAUAAUCUUAAGUUCUAGUAUUACAACAAGACCUUGGAACUGAUCAGCAACAAGUUCGAUUACAAGAAUACGCCAGAGAAUUUGUAAGUUGGAAAAGUUUUCUUUUGCUCAUUUUGUUUUACUCUCUUCAGAAUUCUUGGUGAGUACUUCUUGGAGCGAGCCGUGCGGGCAGGAAUUGAAAGCACCGUAGACAAGGCAAACCAACUGUUUGAAAAGUUCACAAGCGAGUGUAAAGAAGGGAGUGAUGUUGUGGAAUGCACAGAGUAA
Molecule: messenger RNA, 2761 nt
Organism: Bursaphelenchus xylophilus (pine wood nematode)
Lineage: Eukaryota; Metazoa; Nematoda; Chromadorea; Rhabditida; Aphelenchoididae
Source: the annotation of a GenBank genome assembly